Molecule: messenger RNA, 423 nt
Organism: Didymodactylos carnosus
Lineage: Eukaryota; Metazoa; Rotifera; Eurotatoria; Philodinida; Philodinidae
Source: the annotation of a GenBank genome assembly
AUGCAGUUAUUCAUUCGUGGAGGCAUAGAACUACUGUCCUUAGAUUUGGAAAAUAAGGACAUCACUCUCAAAGACAUUAAAGAAAUCAUUGCUGUUGAAUAUGGAGUCGAAACAGUAGACGAUAUUUUAUUAAGUUUCAGUGGUAUCCCAUUGAACGAUGAUGACAAACAACUUGUUACUGUUGGAUUAGUGCAAGGCGCUACAAUUGACGCAAGUGUUAAGCUGCUCGGGGGAAAAAUACAUGGUCAAUUAUCACGAGCCGGUAAAGUUAAAUCGGCAACACCAAAAGUUGAGAAACAAGAGGAUAAACCUAAGAAAUUAACGGGUCGUGCUAAACAACGCCAGUUGUACACAAAACGAUUUGUCAAUAAAAUUACAACAAUUGACGGUCGACAAUGUGGACCCAACUCAAAUCAAGCUUAA